Molecule: messenger RNA, 2259 nt
Organism: Naegleria lovaniensis
Lineage: Eukaryota; Heterolobosea; Eutetramitea; Acrasida; Naegleriidae
Exons: 2
Coding region: 1-2259 (752 amino acids)
Molecular function (GO): guanyl-nucleotide exchange factor activity; protein binding
Source: RefSeq, a predicted model, not a curated record
AUGGAUUCACAGCAGUGCGUCGUCGAUACACAACCUGAGGAUCAACAUGACUGUCAUGGUUCACACACUGCUCGAACAACAACAACUUCCACUACACCACCACCACCCACAAUCAUCAUGAAUGACUCACAAGAAGAACUCUUGUCUACAAGUAGAGUUUCAAGUGAACAUUCUUCAACGAUUCUGCACAAUGAUGAAUCCACCAAUAAUAAUAAUAAUAAUAACAAUAACACUCUCAUGGUUCCAUCUCCUUCCAUUAUUCCUCCUCUUCCUCCUCAUCAUCAACAACAACAACAACUGAAUGAUGUGACAUCAAGUCCAUUACCAUUUACUUCUCAUCGGAAUGAUAUUGCUGGUGAUGAACAUUUGAAGAAAAACAUUCAUGUCUUUUCAGAACAUGUUCGGUCAUCGCUGACUAUUGACCAAUCAUUGGAUUAUAAAGAACUAUAUUUGAAAGAAUUAGAGAAGAACAAAAUCAUGCAAGUACAAUUAAAUAUCAUGCAAAUGGAAAGACAAGAUGAAAUGAGUAUUAUUCAUGAAAUUGAAAAUGAUGGACGAAAUUUACAUGGAUCUAUUAAGAAAUUAAAACAAAUUCACAUGUCGAAUGGCACCCAUCAAGCUAUUCUAGAGAAUAUAAAACGAAAUGAAUUUUUAUUAUUUGAAAAUGAAAUGAAUCAAAUGUUCGAACAACCAUUGCAAGAGUUGGUUCAAAGAAUUCACACACUAGAAAAAGAAUUGAACUCUAUGAAAAUUCAACAACCAUUCAAUGGUAACGUCACAAGUUGUGCCAAAUGUCUCGAAUUACAAAACAAAUCAGCAACGAUCAUUCAGAAGGCCUUUAGAAGUUAUCGAUUGAAGAAGAGAAUGAAACUUCUCCUUCCACAAUAUGAUAUCAUCACACAAAGAAAUUCACUCAUUUCUGAGAUUGUUCACACUGAAGAGACGUAUGUGAAAUCUCUUACCUUAAUUCAACGACUCUAUAUCGAUCCACUCAAGAAUGCUGAUUCUGAUGCUAAAAGAUUUAAUGUAACCAUGUUGGACAUUCAGAAUAUUUUCAACAACUUGUCAACCAUCUUGUCCAUGCACAAAAUAUUUCUAAUGACUCUCAAACAACGACUAGAACAAUGGCCCAAAGUAUAUAUUGGUGAAAGUUUUUUGAAUCAAUCCUUCUUCUUUCUAUUUUAUGUGGAAUAUGUGAAUGGAUACAAUCAAUCUUCAAAUACUUUGAGAGAAUUACGACAAAAGAAUCGAGAAUUUCAUUCAUUUUUGAAUGAAACGAAAAAGAAUAAGGAAUGUAAAGGUCUCUCACUAGAGUCGUAUCUCAUCUUACCCAUUCAAAGACUACCCAGAUACAAACUUCUCCUUAAGGGUGUUCUUAAAAACACUCUACCCGAUCACAAUGAUUAUGCCAAUCUCAAAUCAGCUUACAGAAGAAUCAGUGCAGUCAAUGCUGCAAUCAACUCAAAGAAAAAGGAACACGAAAGUUAUUCCAUCAUUAACAAAAUUUUCAACGAAAUGAAAAUAUUUUCUGUUGAACAAGAUUAUCACUAUGUGAAACACAAAUUACUCAAAGUAGAUGUAGCAGAGAGUUAUGAAAGCAAAUUGAAAACAUUUUUCAUUAGAGAAGGAUUUGCCAAUUACGUUGCAACGGAUAUUCAAAAACCAAAGAAAAUUCAAUGUUUUCUCUUUGAUAAGUUUCUUAUUUUGGUUGCCAUUGAAAAGAAGAUGUUUGUGACCAAUCCUAUUUAUCGAUAUUUACACACUCUCACAUUUUCUGAAGCGAGCUAUAUUUCACAGGAGAAGGGUGAAAAGAUAUUUUCACAAAAGCAACUCGAUCCAGAAUUGGAUUAUCUUUUCAUUGAACAAGACAAUGUUACGCAUGCCAUUUCUUUUGAAAAGGAAUCUCUAAUUGCCAAUACUCAUCAAGAUUGGGCUAAAAAGAUUUACAAAUAUUUACACAAAACAGAACAAGAUGAAUCUGCUGCAAACGAAAAACAAAAGGAAAUGAUUGAAGUGUUGAAAAUCUGUGAUGCCAUGUUUCAUCACAAGUUUAGUAGUGCCACAUCCUCUUUUACCAAAUUGGACUCACCAUUCGAAGAGACAAAGACAUUAAUACGCACAUUUUCAUUUCUAUCAAAGAAAGGUUCGAGUUCUGCUUCCUCUUCUUCCUCUUCGAUAUCACCUGUGAAGAAUGACGAUGAUGAAUCAGAGGUGAAAAAGUUUCUAGACAAUAUUUCAGUAAAUUCAUCACAUUUUUAA